Molecule: messenger RNA, 4942 nt
Organism: Xyrichtys novacula (pearly razorfish)
Lineage: Eukaryota; Metazoa; Chordata; Actinopteri; Labriformes; Labridae
Source: the annotation of a GenBank genome assembly
AUGUCCUCCACCGUAAAGAGCAUCAAAAUCACCUAUAAUCCUAUCAAUGAGAAAAAUACGUUCACGAGUGGCGACUGGGUCACCGGCCAAGUAACGCUGGAGGUGACCAAAGAUUGCCAGAUAGACUCUCUGUUGGUCCAGUUCAAAGGGAAAGCUGAAGUCUUGUGGACGGAGAGACACGGUAAAGUUACUGUGGUGUACCACUCGAAGGACAAGUACUUCAGCCUCAAACAUUACUACGUUCGAGACAAAGAUGUCAGAGGUAAGUCGACGAAUCUUCUGCUUCUGUUCUUUUGGGAACCGAUUCACACUCUCUCAAGUUGUAGUCGCCUCCUCAUGUUUGGAGCUGUUGUUUGUUUUCGACAGCGAGGAGCAAAAAUCGACCAAACCGAGUCCAGAUUCGGACAUUCCUUUGCAGGUCACUGGGUUCAAGUUGAUCCUCAGUGUAUUCACGGAGAAACUUCGUAAAAGUGCGUCAACACAUUAUUGGACAGAGGAAUAGUAAAUGUAUUAUCUUGCAGGGGCGUACUUAAGCUGUUUUUGGUCAAAAUGAAAAGGGCACCACUUUGCAAGCGCCUCAUGUUGUAUUCUGUGGGCAACAGGUCUUGUUUGGGCAAGAAUGGGCUUGUAAAAAUUGUAGGAAGACAACGUAGGCGGUAGAAAACCUGAAGUGGAGAACAAAGAUAGACACACAAGCAUUUCAACUUGGUAAUAAUAAAUAAAAAGUAUGUAAGUAUAGUGAAGAGGAGUCAAGGGUUUUUCCCAGGACAGUAUAUUUAAAGGCGUAAAUGAAUUUAGGGUCAAACACACCGUAAUACCGAGUUAGACACCCCCUCGAGAGAUGACUGUUGCCAAACGUUUGCUAUUCUAGUUAUACCAGCUUUUGUAACAACAGCAAGAUAGCAAUACACAACGGCCUGAGGAGCCAUAAACAAACCUCAACCAAAAUGCCACUCUAUAGCCACAAAUAAUGCUCAGAACAGCACCUAACUUCAUCAACAGUACAUAUAAGGUCCUAGCCAUAGCACUAGCCACCAAACAUCUUUUUAACUUUGCCUUAUUUCUUUAGCAAAGAGACUAAACACAACUUACCCAGUCUCCUCCAGCAGCCGAAACCCCCAUUACUGAUGAUCAACCCCAUCGAUCAUUUGCGCUGCAGACGCGGUAGUUCUUCUGCCUUAGCGUCUCAGUCUGAUUUUAUUUCCAUGAAGAAAUGAUCAUAAAUGUUCUUCCUUGAGCUGCGUCCCCCUGCAGCAGUCCAUAAUGGACUGGCUCGAGGUCUCGCUACAAACAAGCAGCUGCUGGUAGAGAGUGGUUGAGUUGUGUUUAGUCUCUUUGCUAAAGAAAUCAGGCAAAGUUAAAAAGAUGUUUGGUGGCUAGUGCUGUGACUGAGACCCUGUAUGUACUGUUGAUGAAGUUAGGUGCUGUUCUGAGCAUUAUUUAUGACUAUAGAGUGGCGUUUCUGUUGAGGUUUGUUUAUGGCUCCUUAGACCGCUGUGUAUCGCAAUCCUGCGGUCGUUACAAAAGCUGGUAUAACUAGAUAAGCAAGCGGUCGGCAACAUUCAUCUCUCGAGGGGUGUCUAACUUGGUGUUACAGUGUGUUUGACCCUCAAUUAAUUUUAUGCCAGAAUAUCCCUUAAACACGUAAAACCAGUGUACAUUUGGGCUAAUUAUCAUACAACAGUUUAUGAUGAAAAUUUUAUAAUGUAGAGAGAACACUCUUGUUUAAUUUUUUGAUUAAACAACAAUGAAAUAAACUUCCUGCAUGAAGCUUACGUUGAGAUUUUAUCAUAUUUUUCACAAAGUUGUUUUAAAACCCAGUAGUUUUAUGUUGAUCAAGUAGCAGAAUUUACAAUCUGUGCAUGACAGCCAAACAGCGAAGUUACUAAUAGGGUACCAGAGCUGCCAAGCGUCACGCUUCGAGUGUGACAGUCACAUAAUUUGACCCAUUCUCACACCACACGCCACACUUGUCAUUUCUCACGCUUAUAUUUCCCCAUUCAAUACUCUAUUUAUUUUUUUCAUGAUAAAACAUGGCUUGCUCUAGUUAGAGUAACUCUGAUCCCAGACCAAUCCAUCAGUCCUAUGUGCCUAAAUCUAACCAACCACGGAAGGCACCACGCAAUAUAAACCAAUCAAAGGGAACACAAGGCGGGUCUUGGCGUCUCGAACUAUCUUUCACACACAACAGCGCCAACGUUUUAAACCCCUCGACUUUCCAAUUUUGAUCAUACAAAAUAAUUGCCAGUGGGUUCACUUUUUAAAUUGUUUUACUAGUUUGUUGUCAACGUAGGACAAAUAUUGCUAUUUUAAGGUACAAAUCAACGUUAAAAAAGGCCAAUUUUUUUUCGCAACUGACCACAGGUCGGUGCAUCAUAACGCUUAAGUCUCACUCUUGUCAUUUUCUGAAACUUUGCAGUCCUGGGGUACCAUAUCAAAUUUUAUUUAAAAAAUAUACAUAUUUCUAAUGAAAAACAUGUGCAACUGUUUUGAUUUGUAUUUUACUGGUUUAGCAAACAACUGCACAAAUAAUACAGAUCAUUUGAGCAGUAAAAUACACCAUUGUUAAUGACACAGACAACCUUGUUUUGUGAGGUCUGAAAAAUACCAAGUUUUUUCAGUGGGUGUUAAGUUGACACUUUUCAAACAGCCAGUCUUAUAUGUAACGUAAACCUUUAGACAUGACGCUAAAUGUCAGGUCUGUCUUUGUUACCACUGAAUUCCAUUGAUGUUGUCAAGAUUAAAUGAGAUCUGAACUGUUGCCGUGUCCAAUCAGUGAGUGUUAUCUGAUACCAGGGUGUGCCCCUCAGUGACUUCCGCAAAGACUGGUCUUGUUUAUCCUUGGUCAUCACUCCUCCUCUUUCCCUCUCUUUUGAACUUCUUCAAAAUAAGGGCCAAGAGACGUUACGCAACAUGGCGGGUCCAUGACUUCUCUUAAUUAUGUUUAUGUUCCCUUCAGGAGAGGACAAUGAAACCCUCAUUACAAAGCAGAAUGGAGAAACAUGUAAGUGCUGCAUCUUUUGGAACAUUUCAUGUGCAAUGCCACACAGAUAUCUGGUCAUGUUGGUUAACAGUUUUGCUGUUGAUUUAUAUUUGGUUUGUAGACAGCAGUGUUGUUGCUCCAGGAUGCCAUGUAUACCCAUUCUCCUUCCAGAUCCCUUGCCAGUAAGUCAUUUUUGAACAUCUCCACAAUGAGUCAGAGUUAACAGAUCCUUCUUCUCUGUGUAGAUCUUAAUUAAUCAGAUUUGUUGUGUAUUUUGUUCUCAUAUCUCUUUGUCACUCUGCACUUGUGCUUUAGGACCAUGCCUCCCUCCUUCACCGGUUCGGUUGGGAAGAUUUACUACACACUAAAAACCAAGCUGGGCAGAUCAAUGAGAAUUGACCAGAAAGAUAAAGUCACGAUCAACUAUGUGUCAAAUGCAGCCAUGAGCCCUGAGAUCGAUGUAAUGGUAUGUGUGCAGAGUUAUGUUGUCAUUCCUGUUGCUCUUAAAACAAAGCUGAAUGAGGCUUGACAGCUGUCGUUUCUGUUUCGUGGAUGAAGGCUGGCCCCCUUUUUUUUUAGGACCAAUAAAUAUUUGCCUGAGCUAUACACAUGACCUCAAAUGCCUCCAGGACAAGUGUGUAUUAAACACCUUUCUGUUUUCAAAAACUGUACCAACAUGUUUGGGCAGUAAAUGAGAUUGACUCAUUUAGCUCACCAGCUGAAGGUGGACAGUUAAUAUCUUUGCUCUGAUUGUGUCCAAGGCUGUUGCAUUAAUCGGAUUUUCUUUCAGAUGCCGCAGCAUGAGUCCAAGGAUAAGGAAAUGAGUUUUUUCACAUCAGGAUCUGUUGCCAUGGAUGUUAGACUUGAGAAAUCAGGUUUCUACCAAGGUAAGGGCUGUUAAAGUUUUCUUUACAUAUCAAGUGUUGCAUCAAGAGUCAUAUGCAUCUAUCUGUUCACUUUGCAGGAGAAGGAUUGAAAGUUAUAGCCCGCAUUGAGAACAACUCAUCUCGUGAGAUCAAACCCAAGUACUGUGUGUACAGAAAGCACAGUUUCUUUGCACGUGGCCGCAGAAGACUCAGCACCGGAGAUGUCCUGAAAGAAGUGGGACAACCCAUCCCUCCUUCUACAAACGUGAAUGUAUCUCAGAUCAUCACCAUCCCCGAAGAUGCCGAGCCCUCCAUCCUCAACUGUGAUAUCAUCAAAGCAGAGUACAGACUCAGGGUGAGCAUGGCUUCCCUUCUUGGGAGUGUACUGUGCAACACUUAUCCAGGACUUAAUUGUUCAGGAGGAGGCCAAUCUAGAUAUCUUAAUCACACAGUCAUUAAUUAUUCAUCAAAUCGCAUCAGAUACAUUUGUAGUGCAUCUGAAGUAAGAUAGCACUCACUUCUGUCAACCAAGAUGUUUUUAUUUAUCUAGUCACAAAAGUGUACAAAUCUUCAGGCACUUUACACGAGGAACAGGUCUAGACUGUUCUCUUACUAUGUACUGUAAACAGGGAUCCAGUUGAGCAAGGAAUGGUCUUCCUCUGACCCGGUUGAAACUUUAAGCAAAAACAGACCUGUUAUAAGUAAGGGAGACACAUGUUUUUGUGGUUUUUGCCCUUCACCAAAGGAGCUAGCUUCACUUUUGGUAUGUAUGUGACUGUAUUGAAACUCUGGCUCUAUACUGUACCUCAGUAAAUGUUUUUUUUUGCAGGUGUAUCUGGAUGUCAAAUAUGCCUCAGAUCCAGAGAUCAAAUUCCCUAUUGUCAUCAUGCCGGCCGGUCAAGUUUCUGCUAAAGCACCACCACCUGCCGCCUCAGACUUUGGUUUCGAGCCAUUUGGAAACACCAAUCCACCACAAUGGGGCGGCGUACCACCGCAACCACCGACAGCGCCAUAUUCCCUGGACCCUCCACCUCCUUAUGGAGCACAUGCAAUGUACCCCCCUUUGACAGAUUCUGGUAAUUCAUAUCAGUGA